AUGGCGUCUUGCUCCCACCCUUGGCUCUUCCCAGGUAACGUCAUGUUCCUCGUUUCAAGCUUCAAACCCCCGUCCUGCUCCGCGCGCUUACCAGAGAAUUUGACCUCCCCGCUAACCCCGCUUUCCGUCGAGCACUCUGCAGGCAUGUCGCCGCCGCCGGUUGCCUCCACCGCCGUGCCGGUUCCGAGCUUCUGCAAGUCCUCGAAGGUGUUUGCUAGUUUGCGUCAGCGGAGAAAGGCAGGGUCAGUCGCGCCGGCCAGGACGCGGAGAUGCACGAUCAGGUGCGUCAAGGAUGAGUCUAUCCAUUUUGAUCCGUCGAAGAUCGAAGCGCCGCCGUACUCCAGUUACUUCGACUCCACGUCUGGUCAGCUCGAGCCGGCGUCAGGCGCCCGGGCAAGCAUACCUGGGCAGGAGUACUGGCCGGAGGGCACUGCAGCCCGCGUCCGUGCUGCCCGUGCACCUGCACCGGUCGGGGAGUCGGCCGGGACUCCGUCUCUUGGCAAGAAACCCGGGAGCAGGAGGAAAGGGUACAAGGGGCAGGUAGCGUCCGCAUCAGCGGCGGGAGGUGCGGAGACCAGUGGAGAUGACGGCGAGUUCAUUGUGGCCACUGAGGUUCCACUAGAUGAUACAUUGGAGGAAGCAAAUGAUUCGCUGAAUGAAUAUGUCAUCUACGAGGCGCCCAAGGAGGAGAGUUUGAGCGAGUAUGAGAUGGACAAGAUGAUGGGGCGGCCACACCCAUUUGUUGACCCAGCAAAGGCGAUGUUGGCAGAGGAACCGAAAUCGAGCGAGGAGCUCUGGUGGAAUUGGAGGAGGAAGUCCGAGACAGAAAUGUGGUCAAGAUGGCAGAGGAGGCGCCCAGAUGUUGACACGGUCUUUGCAAAGGCAAUGGCCGAGACUGGGCAGAUUAAAAUAUUUGGAGAUCACCCUACAAGAACAGAAGCUGCUCUUGCCAAGACAAGAAGACAUUUACACAAAGAGGAAAGGUUAGAAGCAGAACAAAGGAGACUAGAAGAAAUAGGACCAAUUGCAUACUAUUCAGAAUGGGUAGAAGCAUAUAAACAAAAGGACACAUCAUGGGAAGCCAUUCAGAAGCACUUUGAGGAGACUGGUGAAGAUGAAAAUACUCAACUUAUAACAAUGUUUCAACACCAAACUGCUGGGGAAUAUCGUAUCAUGAUGGGCACUGAUGUUCGUAUACAACGAGAUCCUUUGGCAAUGAGGAUGCGUGAAGACCAGAUUAAACAGAUUUGGGGUGGCGAUCCUGUUUACCCAACUGUGAACUAUGUUCAGGAUCCUGAUGAAGUGAUUGACUACAGGAGUCCAGAGUUUCAUGAGCCUACCCCUGAAGUUGUACCUUAUUUGAUGGAGCAUGGGAUAAUGAUCACGAAGGAAGAACUGGAUGCACGUUUGAUGGAAGAGGAGGAAGACGUCGAUCAAGACAUCACGUACAUUCCUGAAGUCAAAGAUCCCAUGGCUACUGCUGUUGAUAUUGGAGAACAUGCUUUCAAUGAAGAUAGUGAUGAUGAGGAGGAGGUUGACAAAGCUGUCGCACUGCCCGAGUCACUAGAGGAUGAGGAAGAGGGCGGCGAUGAGGCUGUGGAAGUUGAAGGGAAAGUGAGUCAGAACUGGAGUGUUCUAAAGACUACUGGGCAGGACGAAAAACCAAAGGAAAAGUUAAAGAAAGAUCAGAUGUCACUUAAAGACGCUAUUAAUGAGUCUGAGAACCUUACUGAUUUCCUUAUGGACUUUGAAGAAGAUGAGUAA
Triticum turgidum subsp. durum (durum wheat) is the source of this 1764-nucleotide messenger RNA. Lineage: Eukaryota; Viridiplantae; Streptophyta; Magnoliopsida; Poales; Poaceae. The record is from the annotation of a GenBank genome assembly.